AUAAAUUUACCGACGUGUAUUGUCAAAUGACGUCAGUCUCAGGAUGCCAAGGUGGUGGUUGGACAAUGGCGAUGAAGAUUAACGGACGCUCGGUAAGCCUUCGUGCAGAUUUAAAGACCAUGAUUGAUGUAAAGUCCGUUCUGCGCAGGCUUACAUUCCAAUGGUCAGGACCCGACCGUUGGAAUGUUAUUAAUAUUUCGUAUCUUUUGAACUUUCUUGAAUUGAAUCUCUAGUCUGUAUUCAUUGACAAGCAUAGAGAACCAGAAGAGUGUUAAAAAUUCAGUAUAAUAUAUAUCUAAUCAUAUUUUACAACAGUAGCAUUGACUUCAAAAUGUAAAUAUAGCGUUUGUUUACAUUACGGACUUUACAUGGUCUUUAAUGAUUUAAUGUCUCAGUUAAUUAAGUUAGAAUUGGGUUUGGGUGAGCAUCAAUUAAUUAUAAGGUCAGGUUUAGGUAGGAUUAGGAUCACAUUUAGGAUUAAUGUAAUGUGAGAUGAAGGAUUAAAGUCAGAUUUAGGGUGAUUUUAACGCAUUUGUUUUUAUAGAGUACUUUCAAAUACAGUUCCUCUUAUUGGACGAACAAAAACACUCACAAUGACGAUGCCUAUGGACGAAACGGCGGUUUAGACAACCGAGAAUAUAAAGAAUCGUCUUACUGGAGAACCUCAUUUAAAGAAAUAUGUGUUGGUAUGAAAUAUGGUGGUCGUUUAAGAGCCUUCUCUUUCUCGUACAAGGCAUCAUCGCUGUAUAAUCUGAUCGCAGACGGAAACCAUCGACACAUUCACGUUGGUCGCGCGCAGUGGAAAUCAUUGAUCAGUGGAUCAUCCUUACAGCGUAACUGCAACCGAGAGGGAUUUAACUUGCGAGGUGAUUCAACGCUGUCUAAAUUUAAAGUAACUGUAAAAGUUCGGUUGGGCAUUAUUGCAAACCAGCAAAAUGAUUGCAGUACGCCCGACUCUUACGUUGGCCUGGGAGCUGAAGGUGGUUGGAAUUAUCCCGUCGAUUCAAACUGGUGUCAGCCGCCAGACAAAUCUCUCAACUCGGCGGGUAAUCUUGCCCAGUGUAGUCCAGACAACGGAAACAAGAAUACCAAAGCCAUGGCAUAUAUACUGGUUCGUUAAAUAAAUAACUCGGUGUCGGUCCGAUUUAUACCAGAGAUGUAUACUGAUGCGUCGAAACCCAUCUGUCUAACGAAUCACACAUCUUAAGGCCCAUUUUGACCCAAGAAAAAUUUCCACGGCCAGAAAAUUUUCAAAAAAUAUCAUUGUUUAAUCACAAUAUGGCUAAUUAGUAUAGUAAAGGAACUAGAUUAAAUUUUCAAUGUUAGGGGACUAUAUAAUCACAUAGUGGUAAUAGCACGAUAUUAACUUUACUUUAAGUUGAUGAUUAUCAUAUAUCAUGGCUUUAUUUUAAUCAACAUUUUUCAAUUAUCAGAACUAGUUACAUGGUUAAAAACUUCGCAUUGCGAAAUGCAAUCAAGGGUUGCUACUUUAUGUAAUCUAAACUGAAGUGUAGGAAC
Messenger RNA from Paramuricea clavata, 1518 nucleotides. Lineage: Eukaryota; Metazoa; Cnidaria; Anthozoa; Malacalcyonacea; Plexauridae. The record is from the annotation of a GenBank genome assembly.